Racocetra persica is the source of this 245-nucleotide messenger RNA. Lineage: Eukaryota; Fungi; Glomeromycota; Glomeromycetes; Diversisporales; Gigasporaceae. The record is from the annotation of a GenBank genome assembly.
AAUAUCUAUGCAAUUGUAAUCGUCGUUCUUCUUUUGAGUUUCACAAUCAAGAAUGUAAAAGACGUUUAAGCGAGCUAGAUUUCAGCAACCAAAAUCUAGUUGGCGACUUAGAUUUAACCGAUUUUUAUAACUUGAGAGAAGUAAAUAUUUCAGGUAAUCUCCAAUUGGGAAAGUUAAAAACCUAUGAAGAGGGUGGUUUUUCAUUGGCCAUUUUUAAAAUUAAUGCUCAAGAUUGGUUGAACUGA